UAUUCAAUUGGAAAGACAGCGGAGGGACGUGAUCUUAAAGUAUUGAGAAUCUCUGAGAAUCCACGCGAAUAUAAAAAAAUUUGGAUUGAUGGCGGCAUACACGCACGCGAAUGGAUCAGUCCGGCCACCGUCACAUACAUACUCUAUCAGCUUAUGUCAAACUGGAAAGAUCAACCUGCCUACUUCAAGGAACGCACCUGGUAUUUUAUGCCCGUUAUGAACCCAGAUGGCUACGUUUACAGUCGAAGAGUAAAUCGAUUGUGGCGCAAAAAUCGUUCACCUUCGCCAUCUUCGAACUGUGUAGGCGUUGAUUUGAAUCGUAAUUUCAAUAUAAACUGGAAUGGUCGCGGCUCAUCAUCAAAUCCCUGCAGCGAUACAUAUCGCGGCAAAUCACCAGGCUCUGAGCUGGAAACGCAAGCGGUCACGAGUUUCCUUUUAAAACGUAAAAAUAAUCUAACUGCAUAUCUGACUUUUCAUAGCUACGGUCAACUGAUAGUCUAUCCGUGGGCAUAUAAGGCGGCCAAGGUUAAAGACGCUUCCUUGCUGGAAAGCGUUGGUAAAACGGUAGUAGAGCGCAUACGCGAGGCGACGGGCGCUGCUUAUCGCGCAGGUGUGACGCAUUCCUUGUUGGGCAUUGCCGGUGGCGGUUCGGAUGAUUGGGCACGUGCAGCUUGUGGCACUAAAUUCGUCUAUACGGUCGAGUUGCGCGACAAGGGCCAAAAUGGUUUUGAACUAUUGCCAUCACUGAUAGGCGUUACUGCCAAAGAGGGCAUGAUUGCUGUUGAGACGGUGGCUCAGGCCAUCGGUUAAGAAUUAUACUUACUACUUUUAUUUAAUUUAUAUUUGUAUAUUUGUAGGUGAGUGAUCGAGUGUGU
Rhagoletis pomonella (apple maggot) is the source of this 875-nucleotide messenger RNA. RefSeq names its product carboxypeptidase A4-like. The transcript has 2 exons. Gene Ontology annotation, biological process: proteolysis. Lineage: Eukaryota; Metazoa; Arthropoda; Insecta; Diptera; Tephritidae. The coding region runs from base 154 to 810 and encodes 218 amino acids. The record is from RefSeq and is a predicted model, not a curated record. Gene Ontology annotation, molecular function: zinc ion binding; metallocarboxypeptidase activity.